Bombus pascuorum is the source of this 4060-nucleotide messenger RNA. It is a transcript of the gene Frmd5, whose product is annotated as FERM domain-containing protein 5. The record is from RefSeq and is a predicted model, not a curated record. Gene Ontology annotation, molecular function: cytoskeletal protein binding. Lineage: Eukaryota; Metazoa; Arthropoda; Insecta; Hymenoptera; Apidae. Gene Ontology annotation, cellular component: cytoskeleton. The transcript has 12 exons. The coding region runs from base 293 to 2629 and encodes 778 amino acids.
GUUACGUGAGUUGAAAACAUGGCAUCAUUGCAACAGUAGGUCAGAAGACGGGACCGGUUGACAGAAAGUUUGCUAUUCUACUACGAUUAUGUAUCGUUCGUUGCGUAGUGUCAUCGUGCGUUUUAUCGACUUGACGAAAAAAUUACUGAAAAGUCGCGUGUCAGCGACAGUUAUAAUCACUUACAUCAAGAAUAACGUGAAUCGAAAGUAAUUAGCUGGCAGUGUGUGGUGCUGUGGGGCAGGAGACGAUGAGGGUCGGGGGGAUAAUUCGGGUGGCGACUUGAGGGCAGAAAUGUUGAAAUUUGGUAGUAAAAGUGACGUUACGGUGGUGCAUCGCGCCACUAUUCGACUUCUAGACGACGCCGAAAUUAUCCACUGCGACUUUCAGCCUCAGGACAAAGGAAGGUAUAUUCUCGAAUAUGUAUGCAAACAACUCAAUAUCCUGGAAACGGAUUAUUUUGGGCUUCGUUACAUGGAUCAUUGUAGGCAAAGGCAUUGGUUAGAUCUGGCAAAAACAGCGAUUAAGCAAGUAAAAGACAUGGAUCCGAUUCUGUUCAGUUUUCGUGUGAAAUUUUAUCCACCGGAUCCUCUGAGGUUGAAAGAAGAAAUAACUAGGUAUCAGGUUUACCAGCAGCUUAAGAGAGACCUUCUUCAUGGCCGACUAUAUUGCAGUCCGGGUGAAGCAGCGCUGCUCGCCGCAUGCAUCGUGCAAAGUGAAAUAGGAGAUUAUGAUCCUAAACUUCACGAAGGGAAUUACAUUUCCGAGCACAAAUUACUGCUUAAACAAACGGAAGCUAUCGAGGAGAAAGCUAUGAAAUUGCAUCAAACAGAAUUGAAGGGAUUCACUCCGGAGCAAGCGGAAACUCACUUUCUUAGAUUAGCGUCGCAAUUGGACACGUAUGCCGUUGACCCACACCCUGUCAAGGACCAAAAAGGUGCGCAAUUAUAUCUCGGCAUUAAUCAUUGUGGAAUCCUAACGUUUCAAGGAUCCCGUAAAACACACCAUUUCCGCUGGCCGGAGGUUCAAAAAAUCAACUUCGAAGGAAAAAUGUUUAUUGUACAUUUAACGAUAAGCGAGGACGUGAGAACAAAGAAAAAGCACACAGUUGGGUUUAAGUGUCCCACGGGAUCGAACUGCCGCCACGUAUGGAGAUGCGCCAUCGAGCAAAUGUUAUUUUUCACAUUACCUAGGGCAUCGGAUGCACCGGUUGUAAGCGGUGGAUCUAUCUUCUCUUGGGGUACGAAGUUCAAAUAUACUGGCAGGACAGAAAAGGAAGUUUUAGAGGAAACGGGUCCACUUCGGAAGGAAGAACCACCCAUACAGCGAUGUCAAACGACGUGUCUUAGAAGAAAAGCUAGCAGUGUGCCAGCUACUCCCAGUACCCCUAGUCAGGAUCUCGUCGAAAUAAGAUAUUCCAGUUUGCCACGUAGCUGUCACAGUGCAGGUUUGGACGGUGCUGGAAUGUCAGAAGGUAGUACCGGCGUUCCAUUCAGUUCACCUUAUUGUCCAGAUAACACUUUACCACUUCUAGAACCUGUCUCGGAGGACCAAGAAAUUCAUGGCAGAAGAAAUAACGCAGUAGACGAAAAUGAUACGCAUGCGAGAGCCACCCACAACACCACCACCACUACCACCACCACCACUACCACCACCAUCACUUUCAACACCACCACAAAUCGUGCGAAAGUUAGAAUGAAAUAUCCCAAGAGCACGCCGAACCGACCUCAGCCAUUGUACAGUCAAAAGAUAGUGAUAGGUUCGGAGGAGUUAGUCGGCCGUAACAUCGAUAACGUCGUCAGGCAACGUAUAAACGCCCUCGAAAAGAGUCCGAAGGUGGUCAGGUCGACCGCUCUGAUCAUAAAGAGUUCGAAAGUGGCGGCAGAAUCGCUGAAAGCUGGUAAAGAAAUCGCGAACGAGACGUACGUGUUCCCGCCAGCCGAUUCGGGAACGAUCAUCACCACGGUGAUAGACGGUCCAUUCGAUUCUAACAGCGGUAAGACGAUCUUGCGCAGGUCUAACGAGCAGGUAAGCAUGCUCGUUCGUCAGGAGAAUGAGGUUGAAUGUCGCGGCAUCGCUUCCACCACGAAAACGGCAAACGGUUACAUUGCAUCGGCGACAAGUGACGUCGAAGACGUUAGAAACGGAGUCGAAGCCACGAAACGACGGCAAAGGACAGCCGGUCAGCACGAAGGUGUAAUUAACGACUAUUACUUUAGAGAUUCUUUCGAUCAUUCGUCGUCGGAAAGCCAAUUAUUGGAUGCGUCGGGCAAACCGCACAGUCGCUCGGUGACCCCGGUGCCACAAAUGCAGAAACUUCAAAACUCGAAAGUUUGUCUCCAGCAGCAGCAACAACAACAGCAGCAGCAACAACAGUACCAGCAUCAGCGGCAAUCCAGUCGACGUUCAAACGCUGCGAAACUGAGGCACAAGAGUCUUCGAGUCACGAGGCUUUUCAUUCCAGCAUUCAUGCUGACGAUCACCGUCUUGUUUAUCGUGAUCGUCAUGGUAUUCGAGACGGAUACGACGCUUUUCAAUAACUUGCGCAAGACACCAGAAAUGGUGGCCUUAAAGAACCAAUACUAUGUCCCUAUUAAGGAGUUCUUGAGGACAAAGCUCGGCCUAUUUUGAUGCGACCCGACGAUGACCAGGCUGAGGUCGCCCUUUGUCGCUAAGUAACUUCCUUCAGUGCCAAGUCGAGAAGACGUUGCCGAGACCGAGGAGCAAGGGUAUCGUUUCUUGUUCAUCCGUCGUUUCCUCUUUCGUGAUUCACACACGGCGGAACCACUCUUGUACUUUUCUUUUUAUAUCUCCUUGAUUUUCCUAUUUCCGAAUCGACGCAGACACGAGCCACUUAUUCGCCAAAUCGAUUAACUCCGCGAAACGGAAAGUACAGAAGAUCGAUGAGAUCGUACAAGUACCAGACACGAGCUCUGUGACGCUAAAAUUUCACAAAUUUCGCACCUGCAGUUAAUCGCUUUGGCCUGUGAAAGUCAAGGUUCGGGUAGCAUUAGCCGGUAUUCGAAGCUUUUAAACGAAUGCCGCUGUUUUAAUUCUGCUGCGCUCCUUCGAUCGAUGGGCCAAUUUCGAUCUAGUGUAUUUUUUUAAUACCGCCGAGUAUCCGAAGCUCGAGCAAUGUACGUACGGAAGAUUUGCUAUCGGUAUGCGUGAGAUUUUGUUUCACUUUUAUAUCGAGCAUUUUCUUAGAACAUCAACGGUCUUCUUAUUUCUCUAGAGAUAAAAGCAAGAUCGCGAUGUAAAAAUUCGAAGCUCGCAGCAGGAUUAACGCAGGAAUAACGUACCACCGUUUGAAUUGGCAAGAAAGGAUCGGAAGAUAUACAGUGGCUCGCAAAAGCGUUCGUACGUCUGGCACGGACAAAUUCUAUGCGUUAUCGUGCGUGUUAUAUAAAACAUAUUGAAAUUUCGUUAAAACCGUAUCGAGGCGCAACUCGAAAAUAUACAUAGAUUUGCUGCAAACUUGUGUUUAUUAAAAAGUCAGCGUAUCGUAUGAAUAAUUGGCGAGGCGUUUGUCAUUGUUUAACGGUUUAUCAGAUUUAUCUGAUUUUUUCCAUAGGUAUACACCUAUGUUACGUGUGUUUAGAGUGGUUUAAAGCUUUAAUACAACGACGACAGUUGUUUCAUGUUUAUAGUAUCGAUGAAACACGUACAAUACGUCGAAGAGAGCCACCGACAAGCGCAAGUACGAAUACUUUGGCGAGCCACUGUACCGAUACGAUAAUAGAUAAAAGAUUUGGAAUCACGAGAGCGCGAAAUAUCGAUACGAAUCUACACUUUUAUUAAACACUAUCGUCCGCGAUAAAAAAAUACCUUUGUUUUACUAUUUGUUUACUUUUUGCACUACUACGUACGUAUAUUUAAAUCUUAGUAACUUAACAUACAUAUAUAUAUAUAUUUACUCUGACAAAGACAAAGUGUUUUGUACAAAAUAUUUACAUCGCGAGUACUCGUGUUUGCUAAGUUACGCGUAAAUUUGACAAGUUGUUAGAAAACUUUGUUACAGUACGUUUAUCAAAUUUAUUUAAUAAAUUUAGAUGAAAGUCA